Molecule: messenger RNA, 1123 nt
Organism: Rattus norvegicus (Norway rat)
Lineage: Eukaryota; Metazoa; Chordata; Mammalia; Rodentia; Muridae
Source: RefSeq, a predicted model, not a curated record
UUCUCUCAGUCUGAGUCUGGCGGUUACAAGCUAAGACAUGUUUUCCCGUCUUCGCAAGCGUUUUGGGAGGGGGAACGUCGAUUGUGGAGAGACUAGAGUGAAGGAGUUUGGCCUUUCGUCUCAAAGUAAUGAUGGGCAAAGACAGCACUUCUGGGGAAUACGUUGGGAGAGAAACAUCAUCCCUGGCCCUGAACUAAGCAAGAAUCAGGCCAUGAAGGAAAAGGAGAGGCUGAUUAAAGAGCUGCAGCUCAUUACCGAGGAGAGAAAUGACCUGAGAGAUCGCCUGAGGUUUCUGACAGAGAGAUCCAUGAAGAAGAGGCCACACUUCAGGCCAAAUCCAUAUUAUGAAGACCUGGAGAGAAUGGAGGAGGCGGUCAUGUCAAUUCUGCACAACUUAGAGAUGGAGAACACUGAGGUCCAUGAGAACAACCAUAAGCUGAAGAAGCAGAUUACCUUCUCUAGAAACCGGCUCAGCCAGCUCCUGAUGGAGAACACAUGUAGGAAGAAGUUGGUCCCACUGAAGCAGGAGAACAAGGAGGUACAUCUUGAUUGUGCACUGAACCAGAAAUACUUGGUUGACUUCAACAAGAAAGAUAAAGACCAUCAACGGCCAGAACCAGCAUUAUCAGGUCUCAGAAAGUGCAAGAGAGCUGGAAUUGGACACACACCAGUAAGAGAGCUUCCUGAAGAAUAAUAUGCUUUCUCAGGAGUCCCUGAUGACCAACAUCCUGAAUGAUAACAACAUUUUUUGGAUGAGUAUUCAUCCUCUGAGUUAAUUUGUCAUUUCUUAGAGACCCUAAAUUUAUAUACCACUAAGCCAGCCUGACUGAUUGAAGUCUUACUUUCUUCUCAGAAAACAGCACUUGAGAGACAACUUGGGGGACCGCCUUUCAUUAUGUGUGCUAGAGGAGAAACAGCAAUACGUCUGUGCUUGUAAAUGUUCGUUAAGAAUAUGCUUUUAGAAAUAUUUUUGUUAUGAUUUUAAUUGAAGUUUUCUUUUUGUUGUUUCAUAUUUAUAUGUUCUUGUUACUAUUUUUACUUUCAAAUAUUUUUAAAUAUUUUAUUCAUUUUAAUCCUGUUUUGUUGUAAAAAUGUAUUUGUUAUGAAUAAAAAUUGAAUUCUA